Messenger RNA from Salvia hispanica, 1188 nucleotides. Its product is annotated as GDSL esterase/lipase At1g54790-like. The record is from RefSeq and is a predicted model, not a curated record. Lineage: Eukaryota; Viridiplantae; Streptophyta; Magnoliopsida; Lamiales; Lamiaceae. Gene Ontology annotation, molecular function: hydrolase activity, acting on ester bonds.
AUGGCUUCUACCUUCCAACACCUCACCUUCCUCCUCCUCAUCUUCUGUGCACCAGCCACCGCCGUUGAUUUCAGCUAUCCGGCAGUUUUUAACUUCGGUGACUCCAAUUCUGACACCGGCAACCUAGUGGCCGGCAUGGCCGACCACCUCGAGCCGCCCAACGGCCAGACUUACUUCCAGAAGCCCUCAGGACGGUUCUGUGAUGGCCGAUUGAUCAUCGACUUUCUGAUGGAUGCAAUGGACUUGCCCUUGUUGAAUCCAUAUUUGGAGUCAAUUGCAGCACCGAUUUUCAGAAGAGGGUGCAACUUUGCAGCUGCAGGCGCCACCACUCUUCCGCCAACGCCUUACUCAGUUUGUCCGUUUUCGUUCAAGAUUCAAGUAGCUCAGUUUCUGAGGUUCAAGGCACAAGCUGUGGAUAUCCUCACUAAAUCCACGAGAUUCGACAAAUACCUGCCGGCUCAGGAUUACUUCCAGAAGGCGCUCUACAUGUUCGACAUAGGCCAAAAUGAUCUGGCGGGCGCCUUCUACUCCAAGACAGCUGAUCAAGUUCUUGCUUCAAUCCCAACAAUUUUAUCAGAAUUUGAAGAAGGAAUUGAGAAACUGUACGACGAAGGAGCUAGAGAUUUCUGGAUUCACAACACCGGCCCCCUUGGCUGCUUGCCUCAAAACAUUGCCAAAUUCGGCAGAGAUGCUUCGAAGCUAGAUGAGCUUGGAUGCGUCAACUCUCACAACCAAGCUUCAAAACUUUUCAACCUGCAACUGCACGCUCUCUGUAAAAAAUUGCAGGGACAGUAUCAAGAUGCAAACGUCACGUAUGUCGACAUUUACACAAUUAAGUCCAACCUCAUUGCAAACUACUCUAGAUAUGGGUUCGAACAGGCGUUGAUGGCGUGCUGUGGAUAUGGAGGACCACCACUGAACUACGACAUACGGGUUCCUUGCGGUAAGACCAAGGUCGUGAAUGGGAUUUCAGUGACGGCCAAGGGAUGCAAUGAUACUACAGAAUACAUAAGCUGGGAUGGAAUCCAUUACACUGAGGCUGCAAAUCAGUAUGUUGCCUCACAGAUUCUCACUGGAAAAUACUCUGAUCCACCCUUUGCUGACAAAAUGCCUUUCCUUUUAAAGCUCAAAUUCUGAAGAUUCUAUAUAUUUGUUAACAUGAGAUAGUAACCCUAUUGAUUCAUUCCA